Messenger RNA from Morus notabilis, 1483 nucleotides. RefSeq names its product nuclear transcription factor Y subunit A-7. The transcript is spliced from 7 exons. The coding region runs from base 495 to 1187 and encodes 230 amino acids. Lineage: Eukaryota; Viridiplantae; Streptophyta; Magnoliopsida; Rosales; Moraceae. The record is from RefSeq and is a predicted model, not a curated record. Gene Ontology annotation, biological process: regulation of transcription by RNA polymerase II. Gene Ontology annotation, molecular function: RNA polymerase II cis-regulatory region sequence-specific DNA binding; DNA-binding transcription factor activity, RNA polymerase II-specific.
UAGAUGGAGGGUGUUUUUAUUGGGGAAUUUAUGGCUUUUGUGUAUUAGUUACAGCAAACCCAAGAAACAAGAGCAAGAGAGAGAAAGAGAAAACAAAAAGUAGAGAGAGAGAGAGUUAUAGGGAAGAAGGAGACAUGUCCAAGUUCAUCCCAACAGCUCUGUAGCUUGCUUCUUCACAGCGUAUCAGAUUCCAAAGAAAAUUCCUGCGUCUGGAUGUAAGCACCAACGUGGAAGAUCGACCAGCACUUCAUCUCAUUACAAAGAAUUUAGGGUUUCAACUUUGAAGUUCUUGGUCAGGAUUCAUCCCCAAGUCAAUCAAUUAGUCAAUCUCAAGAAAAUCUAUAUUGUUUGGGAGGGAUCAAAUCUAGAGAUCAAUGAUAUCAUCAGAUUCUGUGGACCACUAAGGGGGCUAUCUCAAAACAAAUUCUUGUCUUGUGCUAUUGCGGUACUCUGUUGGUGAAGAUGCAAUCUCCUCUGAGGGUGCUGAAGAUCAAAUGAAGCCAGUAUUCUUGUUAAGCAAUCCAGAUUUUUCUCACAAUCUUUCACAAGUUGGUUGCAGCCAUUCAAUGGCUGGUGUUCCGUACCCCUAUGUUGAUCCUUACUUUGGCGGGCUAUUGACUUCAUAUGGACCACAAGCUCUUAUGGUGGGAAUAGCUCCUGCACGAGUUCCAUUGCCUUUGGAUCUUGCGGAUGAUGGACCCAUCUAUGUCAAUGCAAAACAAUACCAUGGAAUCCUCAGAAGGCGACAGUCACGGGCAAAGCAAGAGGCUCAAAACAAACUCAUAAAACAUCGCAAGCCAUAUCUUCACGAGUCCCGGCAUCUUCACGCCUUGAAUAGGGUAAGGGGAUCUGGUGGACGCUUUCUCAGCAAAAAGCAGCUCCAAAACCAACUGCCGGAUCCAAGUCCCACUGCUGCCACCACAAUCACCGCCAACCCCAACCCCUUUUGCGCCCCGGACUCUGUGAAGAUGCAUCAGGUCAAGAAAGACGCGUUUGGACAUGAAAGUCAUCUCUCAAGUUUUAGCGGGUAUGUCACUACCGUUCCAACCCGUUCUGACACCACAACCAUUCCAGACAGCAGCAGUCGCCGUUUCCCAGGCACAGCUCCCCACAUGGGCGGAGCCAUGCAGUGCAAUGGGAUGCUGUUGCACGGCGGAACCCAGCACUGCGCUUCGGUUGUCCGGUGACAAACAUGGACCAUGUGUUGUCCAUGGUCAGGCAAAUCAUCCUUGGCUUUUUAUUACUCUACGUUCUAUCAUGUUGCUCCUAGACGUUUCUAAGUUGAAAUCUUGUUUGUGAAAUAUGCGUUUAGAGACGCCCCCAAAGCCUUUUGUUUUUGUAGAUCUGUAUGAAACGAAGCAGUCCCGCUUUAAAUUACUGAUUGGUGUUAAUGUAUUUUGUGGAUCAACUAGUAAUGAGUGUGGUACGGAUGUUAAGUUUGUUAAAAUGGUGUUAAAAAUUUUAUAUGUUUAUUUCUUAGUUA